UUUUAGUAAUUGCCGUCUUUUCCUACUUUUUUUUUUCCUCCCGGAAGUUAAGUUCUGAAUUGUUUACUAAAAUCUCGAUGUCUAGUCACUUUUCAUCAUACUAUUCAUACUCAUAGCUCUAGUAGUCAUAGUCUACGAGUUAUAGAAAGAUCAUUGAUAUAGGCCAAGACAAUAAAGUAUUGAUUCCGAAACUACAACUUUCCAAAUGAGUUGGCUGUCAAAAUUACAUUACGAUGUCACUUAUAUAACGUAGUAUGACAAAAGAUAUUCUAGACAUGCUGAGCUGAUAUAAAAACCCUAUGCCAUGAACAGACUUGAGACGCCCCUGGAAAGGUCUUCCUCUCCAGCUCGCCUGGGCUACACAUCAGAAAAACAUUCAAAAUACACUUUAGACAAGGUGGACUUGCUGAGGAAACAAAGAGGGCUCUGUGAUGUGGUGCUUAUAGUGGGCUCUAAAAAGAUAUUUGCACAUAGGGUGAUACUGUCAGCAUGCAGCCCAUAUUUCUUAGCCAUGUUCACUGGGGAGUUGGCAGAAAGCAGACAAACAGAAGUCACUAUAAAAGAUAUUGAUGAGACAGCUAUGGAGCUUUUGAUAGAUUUCUGCUACACCUCCAAUAUAACAGUUGAAGAAAACAAUGUCCAGACUCUCCUUCCAGCUGCUUGUCUCUUACAGCUUGUAGAAAUUCAAGAAGUCUGCUGUGAGUUUUUGAAACGCCAGCUUGAUCCUUCCAAUUGUUUAGGCAUAAGAGCUUUUGCAGACACACACGCCUGUAGAGAUCUCCUCAGGAUAGCAGACAAAUUUACCCAGCACAAUUUUCAAGAGGUGAUGGAGAGUGAAGAGUUUAUGCUGCUUCCUGUAAACCAACUGGUGGACAUUAUCUGCAGUGAGGAACUGAAUGUCCGCACAGAGGAGCAAGUCUACAAUGCCAUUAUGAACUGGGUCAAAUACAAUGUACAAGAAAGGAGACAACAUUUACCAACGGUACUUCAGCAUGUUCGGUUGCCUUUGAUGACGCCAAAGUUCCUAGUAGGAACAGUAGGGGCUGAUUUAUUGAUCAAGAGCGAUGAAGCCUGUAGAGACCUUGUUGAUGAAGCCAAGAAUUACCUGCUCCUGCCCCAGGAGAGACCGCUAAUGCAGGGACCAAGGACAAGGCCUCGCAAGCCUAUAAAAUGUGGAGAAGUUUUGUUUGCAGUGGGUGGCUGGUGUAGUGGUGAUGCCAUCUCUAGUGUAGAGAAGUAUGAUCCCGGUAGCAAUGAGUGGAGGCUGGUGGCACCCAUGAGCAAGAGACGUUGCGGAGUAGGUGUCGCUGUGCUCAAUGACCUACUGUAUGCAGUUGGGGGUCAUGAUGGUCAAUCAUACCUCAACAGUAUAGAAAGGUAUGACCCACAUACUAAUCAGUGGAGCUCUGAUGUGGCCCCAACAAGUUCCUGUAGAACCAGCGUUGGUGUCGCUGUCCUGGGCGAUUUCCUUUAUGCUGUUGGUGGCCAAGAUGGUGUCUCAUGUUUAAAUUAUGUUGAACGAUAUGACCCACAGUCAAAUAAAUGGCAGAAGGUUGCAUCAAUGAGUACAAGGAGGCUAGGGGUGGGGGUGGCUGUCCUGCAAGGUUUCCUCUAUGCUGUUGGUGGGAGUGAUGGGACUUGUCCACUCAACACAGUUGAAAGAUUCGACCCUCGAAACAACAGGUGGACUCCGGUAGCUCCCAUGGGGACCAGGCGGAAACAUUUAGGCGUGGCAGUGUUUCAGAAUAUGAUAUUUGCAGUGGGAGGUCGUGAUGACACCACCGAGCUUAGCAGUGCUGAGAGGUACAACCCACAGAAAAAUGCCUGGGAGCCUGUUGUGGCUAUGACAUCUAGAAGAAGUGGAGUAGGUUUGGCUGUGGUGAAUGGUCAGCUGAUGGCCAUCGGAGGUUUUGAUGGGACCACCUACCUGAAGACAGUCGAGAUAUUCGACCCAGAACAGAACUGCUGGAGGAUUGUGGGCAGCAUGAACUACAGACGCUUGGGGGGCGGUGUGGGUGUUGUCAAACUGCCUCACAAUGACACUCACCUCUGGUGACCUUCGGCUUUCCCCUCCCAGUCAACCUCAAUGUUUCUCUCCCCUGUUACCCUAUAUAGUUAUUGCCCCCUACAGAAAACUCCACAUUGCAAUGUAUAACAUGCAACACAUUGGGUUCACUCUUAUUGUAAUUAUAUUAAAACUCGAAACCCAAUUCCUUAUGUUUAUUUUUUUUUAAAGUGUGCAGUCAUAGGACUAUGUGCAAUGCAGCAGAGCUUGUAGAGGUUCUUGUUAUUUGUGUUGUUGGUAGAAGAGAAUUGGACUUUCUAUUCUGAUGGGGACACACAAUUUCAACGGAAAUGUUUUUUUGUACAUACUUUUUUUUGUUUUGUUUUAAUGUCAAACUUGUCUAAAAGCCUGAUGAGUGUAGGCAUCAAAUUAUUUAUAAAUACAACUCAAGAAAUCUGUAUACAAAAUGUAUUUAUAACAAUUCUUAGUUAAGUAAAGUUCCCCUUUCAGACCUUGCGCUCUAUGUCCCACCAUUAGUGAGGGUGUCAUGUGACCAGCACAACAACCAUCUGCCUUUACUUUUCUGCAACUAAUGUCAGGUACCCAUAGUAGAGCUGGGUGCACUGAGAGAUGCACUAAAGAUCCAGAAAUUAAAAAAUCCCAGGAUUCGAACCAGGGACCCUUAGGUUUGGAAGCCAAGCUCUUUACCAUUCAGCCACUGUGCCUCCAUUUUAACUCUUAACUAGUAUGUUUUCUGUAAGAAAAACUCUUGCAUCAGAUUUUACAGGGGAUUCCUCAUCUUGUAGGCAGUAUCUUUGUAUUGAAGCAGGGCAUUUUGGCAUAAUGGUCAUUUUGGCACAGGACGUUUUGGUGUGAGAUUUUGUAGUCACAUUCUACCUGUUCAUUUGAUUUUGUCUUUUAAAAAAAAAAUAUCUAUGUUUUGUAUUCUAAAGAGUCUUUUUUUGUGUGUUAAGAGCAAUAGGUAUUUUAUUCAUUUGAUUUAGGAUUUAGGUUUGUUGUGUAAUUAUAGUUAUGUCACUAACAUUAGAAUGUAUGAAUGGGUUUUAAUAUUGAUGAAAAACAAAAUGAAAAAUGAUAAAUAAACAUCGAUGCAAUUUGUAGUGCACAUGCAAAUCGUUUAUUUAAUUUAUAGCACCUCCAAGUUUUAAAAAAGAAAGAAAACUGAUGAAUGUCAACCUGUGUGUUUUGAACAGCUCACCUAAAAUUAAUGGGGGUUAGCAGGUCAAUACCAUUUCUCAGGUAGGAAUCUGACCUUUCAUAGUUUCUAUAGAAGUUUGCAUUAUGCAUUCAUGAAAUAUGUCAAAAUUAUUGAAACUUUUUUGGGAGUGGGGGAUAUGUUUAGUAUUUAUACUGUUGUAUAGUUUAUUAUAAAAAUUUUUGUAAAUUAUCAUCAAAAUCUCUCAUGCCAUAAUGUCUGUGCCAAAAUGUCACCAUAUCCUAUUGUAUAACUCUACCUCCUACAUAAACUCCAUAGAUCGUACUUGAAGUCAAGUACUGCAUGAGAAUAAGCACGGAUUGUGAUCAUUAAUGAUUUCAAAUUGACACCUUUUAAAUGGCAACAUGUAACUAGUCUUCUUAGUUUAAUUCAGUUUAUCUAUCAAAAAGUUUUUUCUAUCACAAAAACUGCUUUUUCUAUUGAAUCCUUAUGAAAACAUCUCCAGGACAUAGGUUUUUAAGAGUUAUCUUGAGAAUAGUGCUAGGUUUUUAAGAGUUAUCUUGAGAAUAGUGCUAGGUUUUUAAGAGUUAUCUUGAGAAAAGUGCUAGGUUUUUAACAGAUAUCUUGAGAAAAGUGCUAGGUUUUUAAGAGUUAUCUUGAGGAUAGUGCUCGGUUUUUAAGAGUUAUCUUGCAGAUAGUGCUAGGUUUUUAAGAGUUAUCUUGCAGAUAGUGCUAGGUUUUUAAGAGUUAUCUUGAGGAUAGUGAUAUUCUUUAAAGAGUUAUCUUGAGGAUAGUGGUGUUGGGCCAGAGUGGGAAGUUGACUUUUGAUAAUGAGCAUCUGGAAAAGAUUUCACAUGGUAAUAGAAGUGGCCACGCAGGUCAAGGAUGGGAGAUAACUGCUUGUCUAUUGGGUUGUUGUCAUGUUUGUGAUUUUUAGUUAUUUAGUAUUGACCUGUGUGACUGAAUCAUUACAGUCACUAUCACAUAGUAGUCAUAAGUGUCCCCCAAAUAUUUACCUGUUAGCUUUAAAUUGGCAUGUCUCAACCUGGUCCCUGAAGCCCACCAGUAUAUUAGAGAUGCUUUUUAGUGUGUGUGUGUGUGUGAUACACGAGCAUACAUUGAUAUCAUGUGACUAGAAAUGUCAGGGUGAAAUGUCAUAAAUGUAGAUAUGUAAAUGACAAAAAAAAUUGUUUGUGCUUUUAAUGUCUGGGGACAUAUUUGUAUGAGUGUGAACAUGGCCCAAGAACUGGAACCAGACCUAUUGGUACAAUAAAAUAAAGUGAAAAAAGUGA
This is a messenger RNA of Biomphalaria glabrata, 4474 nucleotides long. Its product is annotated as kelch-like protein 20. Bases 305 to 2056 code for a protein of 583 amino acids. NCBI's taxonomy places the organism in Eukaryota, Metazoa, Mollusca, Gastropoda, Planorbidae. Gene Ontology annotation, molecular function: protein binding. The record is from RefSeq and is a predicted model, not a curated record. The transcript has 11 exons.